AUGGUCAUCAGGAAAUGUAAGAAAGUUUUCGCAAGAUUUGGAAUUCCAGAAAUAGUAAGAACUGAUCCAGGUACGCAAUUUUCGGCCGAAUUCAAACAAUUUGCUAGAGACUUCGACUUCAAACAUAUAACAAGUUCACCUAAAUAUUCACAAAGUAACGGCGAAGUCGAAUCAGCAGUAAAAGUUGCUAAAAUGAUUCUAAAAAAAUGUACAGACGUUAGCAAAGGGUUAUUAUCAUAUAGAUCGACGCCUCUACAUUGUGGUUAUUCCCCUGCUGAGUUAAUGUUUUCAAGGAAAAUUCGAUCACUUGUGUCUAUGUUACCAGCUAAAUUAGGGACAUUUAUAAAACAUAAAAAGCUCACAAAAUUUGAAAAAGCAAAUAAAGACAAGCAGGAGAAUAAUUACAACAAAAGACAUCGCGUAAAGAAAUUGUCACAAUUAGCAAUAGGAGCUAAAGUAUGGAUUACAGAUAAGCAAGUUUAUGGAAAAGUAGAUGAGAUAGAUGAGAAUCCGAAUUCAUAUAUAAUUAAAACAGAAAAUGGUAGAAUACUACGUAGAAAUCGAUGGCAUCUAAUAUACGCUCCAUAUAAAGAUACAGAAGACUUUGACGCGACAAUAGUAGUAGAUGACGAGGGACCAGUUUACGUAGAAGAAGAGAGAGAAGUGGCGAAUGAUGAGAAUGAUGAGCAGACAGAAGUAGAACAGGUAGAAAACGCGGAACAAAAUGUAAUCGAAGCGGAACAUAAUGUAAACGAUCAGGGCGAAGCGAAUGGUGUAGUUCCAGAGCAGGAACCACCCAGAAACCAGGGAUCAAAGCGAGAAAUUAAACCGAAUACGAAAUAUAAAGAUUUUGUAUGGCGCCAAAGUUCUGUAAGAAAAAAAAAUAAGUAA
Linepithema humile (Argentine ant) is the source of this 891-nucleotide messenger RNA. The record is from RefSeq and is a predicted model, not a curated record. Lineage: Eukaryota; Metazoa; Arthropoda; Insecta; Hymenoptera; Formicidae.